GUUUUUGCUUCAUUCGAACGAUUGAGAAAAAUUAAUAAAUAUGGAAAAUUAUCUACAAAAAUUAUUGAUUAAUCAACAAAAUGAAAAUAUUCUGCGCGAUGAACGUGAUCAAAUGAUUAAACGACAUGAACGGGAAUUGGAGGAAAUUGAUGAACGUAUGGCCCAAUUGAUUCGUCAACGUAAUCAAAUUAUUGAUGAUAUUCAAAAUUUUUCCAAAAAUACAUCAAACAUUCUUCUCAACAAUGAUAACCAUAAUAACGUGCAUGAUAAAGAUUCGGGCCGAAAGCAUAAUAAAUGCAAAUUGAUUAAAUCCACUGAUUCGGCAUUCAGUAAGCCCAUACGUUUAGAUUCAAAUAACAAUCCAAUCGAUGAGGAUAAUGAUUUUCCCAACAACAAAACGUCAUCGCCACCAAUUAAACAAACACGAACAUUAAAAUUAUUCACAACACCACGCAUACCAACAUCCUCAUCAUCAUCGAACAUUAUUUUAACAAAAAUACCUGAAUCACCGACGACUGUCCAAAUUGAAUCGAUGUUGAAUAAAGUUCGCAAUAAUGUUGCUAUUGAUCCAUCCACAUUGAAUGAAUGUAUUGAUUUGCUUUCAACCACUAAUAAAAAUAACCAGAAAAAAGAAAAUAACAAUGAUUAUCAAUGCCAAACAGCCAAAGAGAAAGACAAAGUUGAUCCACUUGCAAAGGUAACCGAAUCCAAACAACCAUCAUCACCGAAACGCCGUUUCGAAACACCCGAAGAACGACGAAAACGUAUUGAAAAGGUUUUAUUUGAAACGCCUGGUAAUAAAAUGCAAAAAGGAUCAAUGUCAAAAUCAUUUUCAUCGCUCAGCACUAUUGAUUUUUUGGGCAAUAAUAACCAUCAUCGUUCACAAAAUCAAUUACAAAUUGGUAAACAAUCACAACAGCAACGAUCAUCCAAUUUAAGUUUGAAUCGAUAUUCAAAUCGCACAAAAGUGAGACGCAAUCAUUCAUUAUCCCCAUUAAGAUUCGGUUCGAAAAAAACUAAAAAUACCAAUAAUGGUGGCGAUGAACAAUCCGAACCAACAUCGCCAACAACAUCGAUAACGACGGCAGAAAACAGUCCAAAAGAAAUAAGAAAAUUUAAAUCCGAACAGCAAUUAUUUUUCGAUGAAAACUUAAGCAUGGCCAGUUUCGAUGAUGAUGGUGGUGGAAGUAGUCAAACAACCACAAGUCAGAAUAAUGAUAAUCUAAGUUUGGAAAUGGAUCCGGAUAAAUUGAGUCUCCAACAAAUCGAUGAUGAUAAUGUCGGGGAUAAUGGCCAGGAUGAACCGGAAGAUCACUUAUUGGCACCAUCCAAAGUGGCAAAAUCACAGGAUGCAUUUAAGCAGAUAUUUUUCCCGGUGGAUGUACGAGAAAAACCGCUAAUGUCAAAAGAGGAAUUGAAUAAAAUUAAAAAUAAAAAAACAAUGGUCAAAUCCAAAUCGAUUGGUUGGGCCGAACAGGCCGAGCGAAAUUCCAAUUGCAAUGACCAAGCAUUAUCAUUGAAUGUAGAUUAUCUAAGUCAUUUAAGACACAGUUCAGCAUCACCUGUUGAACAAAAACUGAGAGAAAAGGAACUAAAUAAUCUAAACAAUACCAAAAAAUUUCGUUGCUAUCAAGAUUUCUGGGAAAAUAAAACCAAAGAAAUUCUGACGGAUAAAAAAGAUCGUUCGGAAAUCAAACAACAACCACAACUGAUGGAUGCGAGCAAGACUCCAACUAAUUGGUCGAGCGCACUGCAGCCAAAGAUUAGUAAGGUGGCAACGAAAAUUCCUGAAUUGAAAAAAUGUACGAAAAUUAAUGAAAAUAUUAAUAAAUCCAUUAAACAACCGGUCAUGGCAAAUAUUAUGAUUGAUGGCAAAGAAAAUCGUGCUACAUAUCGGCCACAAUUCAUAAGAAUCAUCGACACCAAAAAGCAUCCAACACAAACACUAACACAACAUACUAAUAAUAAUACUAAUUCAAAUAAAUCAACAACCAAAACACAGGACAAAUUAUCAAUACCCAAUGAUGAGUCACAAAAAUCACCAUCACCCAAUAAUUAUUCCGAUUCGGAUAGCGAAAAAUUGAUUGAAAAAUUACGUUAUUUUAAACAAGAUAUUCAAAGACAAAAAAUGAAGCAUCAAAUGAAACAACAACAACAACUUGAUAACAUUACUAAUCCAAUACCGGCUAAAUCAUUGGAUCUACAUUAUAUGAACAAACAACAACAGCAACCAUCAAUCGAUUGUUUGGAUCAACCAAAGUCAACCAAUAAUCAACGUAAUAAUCGUAUCAAAUUAACACGAUCAUAUUCUCGCCAAGACUCUAUUCAAACUAAUGACAGUGAUGACAAAGCAUCACCACCAAUCAUAACACCGACUAAACAAUCCAAAAUCAAUAACUGGCCACAGCAUCCAACUAAUUCGUUAUCGUUUGGUCAUCAUCCAAAUCAAUUGUCAGCUGAAAUUAGAAGUACAUAUUUUUGAAAACAAUAACAAAACACUAUUUUUUUAAUAAAUUUCAUUAUUGUUCA
Messenger RNA from Dermatophagoides pteronyssinus (European house dust mite), 2529 nucleotides. RefSeq lists its product as uncharacterized. The record is from RefSeq and is a predicted model, not a curated record. Lineage: Eukaryota; Metazoa; Arthropoda; Arachnida; Sarcoptiformes; Pyroglyphidae.